This is a messenger RNA of Limulus polyphemus (Atlantic horseshoe crab), 1392 nucleotides long. Its product is annotated as CAD protein-like. NCBI's taxonomy places the organism in Eukaryota, Metazoa, Arthropoda, Merostomata, Xiphosura, Limulidae. Gene Ontology annotation, cellular component: carbamoyl-phosphate synthase complex; cytoplasm. Bases 1 to 1392 code for a protein of 463 amino acids. The record is from RefSeq and is a predicted model, not a curated record. The transcript is spliced from 10 exons. Gene Ontology annotation, biological process: 'de novo' pyrimidine nucleobase biosynthetic process; L-glutamine metabolic process; L-arginine biosynthetic process. Gene Ontology annotation, molecular function: carbamoyl-phosphate synthase (glutamine-hydrolyzing) activity.
AUGCAGUCAGCGCCGAAAGAUGAUUUCGUGUCAUACAUGUUGCACGAGGAGCAGUUAAGAAAUGGUAUGGCGGCAUUACCAAACAACAGAAACAAGAUGAAGGCACAUUUAAUACUAGAAGAUGGAUCUGUUUUCAGUGGAACAAUUUUUGGGAAGGAAUGUUCAGUAUCUGGAGAAGUGGUGUUUCAAACAGGAAUGGUGGGCUAUGUUGAAUCUCUGACAGACCCCUCUUAUCAUGCCCAGAUACUUGUACUCACCUAUCCACUCAUAGGUAACUAUGGUGUACCUGCAAACACUAAUGAUGAAAAUGGAAUUUCCAAAGUGUUUGAGUCACACCAAAUCUGGCCAAGUGGUUUGAUAAUAGGACAACUGAGUGAAAGGUACAGUCACUGGAACAGCUCUCAGUCUUUGUCUGAUUGGUUGGAAGCUAAUGGAAUACCAGGAAUACAAGGUAUUGACACAAGAGAAUUGACAAAGAAAAUACGAGAAAAAGGGACAAUGCUAGGAAAGAUAAUUCUUGAAGGAACUGAUCCAGCAUCCAUUCCUUUUAAUGAUUCAAACAUGAGAAAUCUUGUUCAAGAAGUGUCAAUUAAGAUUCCUAAGGUGUUUAAUCCCAAAGGUUCACCACGCAUUAUGGUUGUAGAUUGUGGAAUGAAGUACAACCAACUUCGCUGUUUGGUGGAUCGAAAUGCAAGUGUUGAAGUUGUACCAUGGAAUCAUCCCCUUGAUUCCAAAGAGUUUGAUGGGCUUUUCCUCAGUAAUGGCCCUGGUGACCCUACUUUCUGUGAUGUCACCAUUAAGAACUUGAAACGUGUGCUUCUAGAGGAUAAGCCAAAGCCUGUGUUUGGAAUAUGUCUUGGUCAUCAACUCAUAGCUUUGGCUAUUGGAGCAAAAACAUACAAAAUGAAGUAUGGUAACCGUGGGCAUAAUCAACCUUGCAUUUAUCAUGAUACAAAACUCUGUUGCAUUACUUCUCAGAACCAUGGCUUUACAGUAGAUGCUACUACUUUACCAUCUGACUGGUCACCUCUCUUUACCAAUGCAAAUGACAAGACCAAUGAGGGAAUUGUGCAUAACAGCAAGCCUUUCUUUAGUGUUCAGUUUCAUCCAGAACAUAUGGCAGGACCUCAGGACAUGGAGUCACUGUUUGAUGUUUUCAUUGAAACGGUGAAUGCUAGUAUCCUUGGUGACUUGGAAACAUCUGUAAAUGACUGUCUGAAUUUUUAUCUGGGUUUUUCAAAGCCAGUACUAUCUGUUGAAAGUACCAGUAAAGUUUUGAUAUUGGGUUCUGGUGGUUUAUCAAUUGGCCAGGCUGGGGAGUUUGACUACUCUGGCUCUCAGGCAAGUAUAAACUUUAGUGUUAAAAACUUGAGAUAUGAUUUAGUGGAUUAA